UGAAUAACGUCACGGUGUCCAGUCGGCCUGUAUUUAUCAAUAAAUGAAGUAUACGGACACUUUAUAUGUAAUUAUGUAUGUAAUAUGACAGUGAUACAAUUUCGUUGAUUUUUAGUGUAAAAAAAUUGUUUGCCAUCAAGAAAAGUAAAGUUUAAUAAGGAUGAUCUUGACGUUUCCGAGGAGUACUUGAAUACAGCAUGAGAUCAGUCGUGUUUAGACGUGUUUCUGUUUGUCUAUUGCUUCGCUAGUGUUUUUAACACACUCCAUGUUAUUUUGUAUAGUUUGAACGCUUGGCUAUUCCACGGUUUCGUGGAAAAUUACCAAAAUGAGCAUGGCAUCGAAACUGAAAGCCGGGAAAGUUGGCUCUAAGAGUAAGGAGGAUGCUCCCUAUGAGUUGGAGAAUCAGUUCAUCCUGCGGCUGCCAACAGAGUAUGCAUCUACUGUAAGGAGGAUCGCCCAGUCUAGUAGUAUGAAUAUGAAGGACAGACUCACCAUUGAAUUGCACCCUGAUGGUCGCCAUGGCAUUGUGAGAGUGGACCGUGUCCCUCUGGCCUGCAAACUGGUGGAUCUGCCCUGCAUCAUUGAGUCUCUCAAGACGGUGGACAAGAAGACUUUAUAUAAGACAGCUGACAUCUGCCAGAUGCUGGUGUGUACACUAGAUGGAGACCUGUACCCUCCUUUAGAGGAGCCCACUGGCACCGAUCCCAAGACCAAGAAGAAGGACAAAGACAAGGACAAGAAAUUCAUUUGGAACCACGGCAUCACCUGUCCUCUCAAGAACACACGCAAGAGAAGAUUUCGCAAGACGGCAAAAAAGAAGUACAUCGAAUCUCCCGACGUAGAAAAGGAGGUGAAGCGGCUGCUGAGCACAGAUGCUGACGCCGUCAACGUCCGGUGGGAAGUCAUAGCAGAGGACGACAUGAAAGACGGAGACCAGCACGGCUCGCUGGCCAACCUGGACUCAUCCCCCGGCACAUCAGGACACAAGAUGGGUCAUGGAUCCUCAACCCAGCGUGACGAACUGCGGGAGAUCUUCAACGAUAUCAGCAGCUCCAGCGAGGACGAGGAGGACGACGUGGACCGCCACGAGGACGAAGACUUGAACAUCAUGGACACGGAGGAUGACCUGGUCCAAGACAAGCUGCACGAGUCCAACCCUGCGCAACCUGAGUCAGACACCAACAAUCAAAUAGUGAUGGAGUACCAGGUGCAGAUCAACGGCAUCAAGGCGAAGCUUCAGGAAACGCGAGCCCGGAAGAAGCAACAGGAGGAGCUGAUUAUGAAAGUGGAAAACCAGGCCCUUAAAAACCGAUUCCAAGCGUGUUUGGAUGAGAUCAUUCAGCAGGAGGAGCGCGAGAUGGAGCAGCUGGCCUCGCUGGAGGAGCAGCUAGACUCGCUGAUUGAGAAGUGAGCAGCAGGGGGCACCCUCAUGACACCCUUAGCACCACACGCGUGACCGAAGAAGAGGACGAGGAUUAGGAAGAGGAGGAGGAUGCGAUGCCUUGACACAGUCUUGCUGUGUCAUUCCUUUUUAGGUGGAUAUUUUUACGCAGACCUCAGAGAGCACGCCAAUUUGCAUUUCCCCUCAGAACACGUUGUUUGUAGCUGUGUCAUUAAAGUGUU
This is a messenger RNA of Phycodurus eques (leafy seadragon), 1623 nucleotides long. RefSeq names its product TAF7 RNA polymerase II, TATA box binding protein (TBP)-associated factor (gene taf7). Lineage: Eukaryota; Metazoa; Chordata; Actinopteri; Syngnathiformes; Syngnathidae. Gene Ontology annotation, cellular component: transcription factor TFIID complex. Gene Ontology annotation, biological process: RNA polymerase II preinitiation complex assembly; transcription initiation at RNA polymerase II promoter. The transcript is spliced from 12 exons. The record is from RefSeq and is a predicted model, not a curated record. Bases 326 to 1411 code for a protein of 361 amino acids. Gene Ontology annotation, molecular function: RNA polymerase II general transcription initiation factor activity.